UGGUGACAUAAACAACAGUUAAGACCGUUUUUCUAUGUUUCUAGCUUGUAGGACUCAAUUAAAGACGGCACUUUGUUUUAUAGAUCGUGUUUACUAAUGAAUUUGAACUGAAACUGAUCUGUUUCUCAAUAUAUAAGAAAAUGGAGAUCGGAGAGAAGCUCAAAGAGUUAAACUUGUCAUCAGAGGAAAUGGGAAGAAUUACCAACGCCUUCAAAGACGGUAAAUUUAGGGAGAUGUUGCGUGAAUACGUCCAAGAUAUGUCUGACCCUGAGAACAUGAGAAAAUACGAGGAGGAAAUCCAACAGUGGGAGCAGGAGAGAGGAAACACAGUGGAGUUCAUCCAGCCUUCCCCUUUCAGGGUGAUCAGAAUCAGCAACGCUGCAAAGCAGAAAUGCUUCAUCAACAUCUGCGCCAAUGACAAGAUCCACACACCCCAGGCAAAGAGUGCUGUGUCAGAGGAUGGCCGCAGGGGGCAGUGUUGGAGCCUGCCUCACAGUCUUCAACCAGGGAGGACAGACAGAGACACUAAAGGCAACACAUAUGUGAUCUAUGAUGUUAUUUUCCACCCUGACACGCUGCACAUGGCCUCUAAAAACAAAGCAUUCAUGGAAAUGGUCUACGAUGCUGCUAUUGAUGGAGUCCAACGAGCAUUUAAAGUACAUCUAGACAAAAAUAAGGUGAAGGAAAUGAAGACAAAAUACAAGGGUACCCCUCAGCCAUGUGUCAUCCGAAGACCCAUACCUGGAUUCAAUCCCCAGAACAGUACCCCUGAGGAUCUGGCAUUAACAGACAACAGAGCCGCUCAAAACCAGAGCUUCCAGUUCCAAUCACAGAAGAACCAGGAUCCGGUUAAGCCAAACUACACCGUAAAAUAUCGAUCUAUGGUGGAUUUACAGGAUUUCAGAUGUUCUAGAGACUCUGUGCAGAGCCCCAGGCCUAAAGAAAUUCUGAUCACUAUUGACCUGCCACUCCUGACGUCAGUCAGAGACACUAACCUUGAGGUAAAGGAGAAAAGUCUGCUGCUGGAGUCCAAACAACCAGCCUACAAACUGUAUCUCCCUUUAGCUUAUCCCGUGGAUGAAGACCAAGGAGAGGCCAAGUUCAACAAACACACAGGAAAGCUCAGUGUGACCCUGCCGGUCCGUCCACCUGAUGACGCUCUCCGUCAUCAUGAUGGACUCAAGAAAGAUAGCGAGAGUCAAGCAGAGCAAAGUGAGGUUGAAGAGGAACAAACCGAACAAGAGGUUUAUGAGAAGAACAAGGAAGAGGUUAAAUCAUAUGAACAGGCGGAAAGGAAUCAGGAAAAAGGACUGGUCAAAAACUGUGAUGAGGAACAGAAAAGUGGAGGAAAUGAUCAGCAAAUAAAGAGAGAACAGCAUGAAACAGAGGAGGAAAAAACAGGAACAGAGCUUCCAAAGCAAGAGAGUUUACAAGUGAGCAAUGAGGAGGAAGCUGGGCCAAAGACAAUACAGGAAACUAAAAGCCAAAGUACUGAGGAGAGAUCAGCUGUGGCUAAAGAUCAGAUAGAAGAUGAACCUGUUAGGAAAACAGGAGUUCAUGCUCCAGAAACUGUAGCUGUCAAAAUAGCAUCGACCUUUACUGAAAAUCAGGAAGUGUUAAUAUCUGACAAACAGACCAUUGACUCAGAAGAUAACAAAGAAGUUAGGCCAAGCACAAGUUUGGAAUCUACAUCCAAUAUAACAUCUUUUGAUGACCGGGAGGGAACUGGAAAGGAUGAACAAGGUGCUUCUCUUCAGCUACUUCCAUCCUUUGGAGAACCCCAGAUUUCUCCUGAAGUGUCUUUCCCUCCAACUGAGAGCAGUGUGGGGGAAGCCUGCCUCUCUGGGAGGUCGGUGGAGUCCAGCCAGGCUUUUAUCACAGCUGCAGUGGAAAAAGGAAAGGAAACAGAUGAAGAUGACCUGCCAGCACCUCCAGCUGCCCAGACGUCGGAGAAGAACAACGAUCCACCAGCAGCCGUGAUGCUGAGGGAAAUCGAUGCCGAUGGAAAAGAGACCCUGAUCAAUGAUCACUCCACAUCUGCUGGUUUUAUUUUCCAGAACAAAAUUAUGUAUGAACUGGACUGAUGCUCUGUGUUUUACAGGGAAUGAAGGAAUUUGAUGCAGAAUCCUUUGGGUUUUUUUUCUG
Cyprinodon tularosa is the source of this 2145-nucleotide messenger RNA. It is a transcript of the gene dnaaf2, whose product is annotated as dynein axonemal assembly factor 2. Gene Ontology annotation, cellular component: cytoplasm. The record is from RefSeq and is a predicted model, not a curated record. The transcript has 2 exons. The coding region runs from base 141 to 2084 and encodes 647 amino acids. NCBI's taxonomy places the organism in Eukaryota, Metazoa, Chordata, Actinopteri, Cyprinodontiformes, Cyprinodontidae. Gene Ontology annotation, biological process: axonemal dynein complex assembly.